This is a messenger RNA of Vitis riparia (riverbank grape), 3254 nucleotides long. RefSeq names its product probable receptor-like protein kinase At5g24010. The record is from RefSeq and is a predicted model, not a curated record. Gene Ontology annotation, cellular component: plasma membrane; plasmodesma. The transcript has 2 exons. Gene Ontology annotation, molecular function: transmembrane receptor protein tyrosine kinase activity; ATP binding. Gene Ontology annotation, biological process: protein autophosphorylation. Bases 529 to 3021 code for a protein of 830 amino acids. NCBI's taxonomy places the organism in Eukaryota, Viridiplantae, Streptophyta, Magnoliopsida, Vitales, Vitaceae.
ACUUCCAGUCAGCAGUGGGGAAUCGUACUCAUCUGCUGAAAUCGACUGUUGCUAGAAAAGUUUUACUUAUAUAGCAGUUUUAGGUGUUGGAUCUUAACUCAAGUCGUCGUCUUUCCUGGAAAAAGAAGUGUCAAAAGUCAAUCAUUUACUUUUGCAUGUCUUUCACCUAUUGUGGAUUUCUGAUGUGUGUUUUUUAUGAUAAGAAUUAACUGAGCCAUUUGGUUUAAUUAUGAAGAUGAAAUGAAGUUAUUGAGCUUAAAAAGAUUUAAAUCCUACUCAGUAUCUGGGCAUGAAUUCAGGCUUGAAACCCCUGCAUCACCCCCAAUUAUUCGUCUAUUCUUUUUCCAUAUUCGGCUCACACUUUUUUAAAGGGCAACCUUUUUCACUGGCUUAUCAGAAAGCAGAAACUAUACCUAAAAAGCUUCACAGGAUGAUUCUUUCUAGAUGCCAAAAUACUGCCCUGGCAAUAUCAAAUGGCUGUAUUCUCAUUCCAACAGAAACCAUAUCUAAGAUUCUCAAUUGGUCUCCAUGGAGAAGCUUGGCCACCAACACCUUCUUUUCACUCUCCUCCUCGUCUACUCCUCAUCUAAUCUGCACCUUGCUUCAGGAUACACUCUUCCAACUCAAUACUUCAUCAACUGUGGGUCAAGCUCUAACGCCACAGUCAACCGCCGGAACUUUGUCGGAGAUGUGAAUUCCGGCUCAUCCUAUUUCUCCGUAAGACCAAGCGAUGAUUUGAAGGAUGGCAACCCAGAAAACGGUACAUCUCCUCUCUACCAAACAGCUAGAAUUUUCAGAAAUGAAUCUUGGUAUGAGUUUCGAAUCACUGAAAAUGGCACCUACGUGGUACGCUUUCAUUUCUACCCUUUCUUGACGCCAACAAAUCUUACUGAUGCUCUCUUCAAUGUUUCGGUCACUGGGUAUUCAUUGCUGUCCAAUUUCAGAGUCCAGAACAGAAGCAACUCUCCUGUAAUUAAGGAAUUUGCAAUUCCCAUUGAUGUGGGAAACUUCACCAUCCGCUUCACUCCUCAAAAAUCAUCUUUUGCAUUUGUAAACGCGGUAGAAGCGUUUCUUGCCCCUGAAAAGUUCGUUUCAAAUGGAUCGCGUUACAUUACUCCUGCCGGAAGUGAAGCUAACUACAGUGGUUUUGAAUCUCGGGCUUUACAUAUAAUCCAUAGGAUAAACGUUGGAGGCCCGACAAUCCCACCAAAUAAUGAUACACUCUGGAGAAGUUGGACACCCGACGAUGAUUAUCUACUUCUCCCAGGUUCUGCCAAAAAUAGUGAGGCCUCCAAUAAUACGCUCAACUACGAUCCUUCGGAAGCUACUAACUAUUCCGCCCCGGUUGAUGUCUACAAGACUGCCAAAGAACUUAAUAGAAGUUACAGCAACUCAUCAUUCAAUGUAACCUGGGGUUUCAGGGUGAAUAAGAAUUCUACCUACUUCGUGAGGGUGCAUUUCUGUGACAUAAUUAGCCAAGAUGAAGAUGGUAUUGUGUUCAAUUUCUCCAUUUAUAGUCGGUUCAUUGAACUUAUAUAUUCAUAUGGCCCCACCACCAAGAUCGGAACUCCAUUUUACAAGGAUUAUGUGGUUGAUUCCGAUGAUUCAAGUCUUAUGAAUAUCAGUAUAGGCUCUCGAUCUGAUUCACCAAACAAGACUGCCUAUCUGAAUGGGCUCGAGAUUAUGGAGCUUAUAACCAGGGAAUCUGGCUCAUUGCCUGCGCCAAGCAAGCCGAAGAAAAACCUUAUAUUCGUUAUAGUAGGUCCUGUUGUUGGCGUACUGGCUUGUCUCCUUAUCCUGCUGGGGGUAAUCUUGAAAUGCAGGAAAGCAAACUCUGAUGAAAGUGGAGAGUUUGGAGGAAGAUACUUCAGUUGGAUAACUGAUAGGUCUUCCGAUAACUCCGUUGUUUCCAGUUUAAACCUGGGGUUAAAAAUACCCCUUUCUGAAAUCCGUCAUGCAACUCAUCGCUUUGACAAAAAAUUGAUGCUCGGUGAGGGUGGGUUCGGGAAAGUUUAUAGAGGAACUCUUCGGGAUGGGAAGAAAGUGGCUGUCAAACGAAGUCAACCAGGGCAAGGCCAGGGCUUGUACGAAUUCCAAACUGAAAUCAUUGUCUUAACCAAAAUUCGCCACCGCCACCUCGUGUCCUUGAUUGGAUAUUGUGAUGAGAGGCGUGAGAUGAUACUGGUUUACGAAUUCAUGGAAAAUGGGACUUUACAAGACCUCCUAUACGAUUCCAAUGAGGACUGCUCAACGUCAUCUCCCCGAUCAGAACUGUCUUGGGAGCAAAGGCUUGAGAUUUGCAUUGCUUCAGCUAUGGGUCUUGAUUACCUUCACCGUGGCGCCAGAAUCAUUCACCGCGAUGUUAAGUCAACGAAUAUCUUGCUUGAUGAGAAUUAUGUGGCUAAAGUUGCGGAUUUCGGUCUUUCAAAAUCAGGCGAUGCAGAUCAAACCCACGUCAGUACUGACGUCAAAGGCAGCUUUGGUUACCUUGAUCCUGAAUAUUUCAGAUGCAUGCAGUUAACAGAUAAAUCGGAUGUAUACUCCUUUGGAGUAGUUCUCCUGGAAGUGCUCUGCUCUAGGCCAGCUAUUAAAAGGUCAGUUCCCAGGGAGGAAAUGAAUUUAGCUGAAUGGGCGAUUUCAUGGCAAAAGAAAGGGGAGCUUGAAAAAAUUGUGGAUCCUUUUCUCGUGGGUAAAAUCAAUCCUAACUCAUUGCGUAAAUUCGGAGAAACGGCAGAGAAGUGUUUGAGAGACUCUGGUGCUGAUAGGCCUACCAUGCGUGAGGUGGUAUGGGAUUUGCGAUAUGCACUUGAUCUGCAACAAGCUAGGAUUCCGAGAGAAGGAUAUGGCGACAGUAUCACCGAUGAUUCUUUCGACUACUUGCCACUGUCUGGUGUUCCGUACGUGCCUUCUCCUAGCUUUCUUUUAAUUGAGGAAGAUGAAGUCCCCAUAGAAGGUGAUGAUGGUUCAGAAGCAACUGCUAGUGAAGUGUUCUCCCAACUGGGGAUCAGUGGUGCCAGAUAAUCUCAUCUCGACUGGUAUGAUGGUUUGAGGUUUAGUUGUGUGGCUUUACUUUCUUCAGCUUCUAUCUACUGUGAACUUUACUUUGUUGAUCGAUUUUCUUUUGUUAACUUUAAUGUGUUUGCUUCAGCAAAAAGACUGAGGAACAGUUGUAUAAUGCCCAUCUGCAGAAUCAUUGUAGCAUCUGUAAAACGAUCUCUCUAUUCAUGAACUAUUAAUUUUCUUUAGUGCUUUAA